GCACGGGUGUUCUGGCGUGUGGCUACAAGGAAACCGUGCCUGCCGCCGGGGAGCCAGGCCAAGUCCCUUCCCAGAGUGCGGCCGUGCGCUGCCCGGCGCCAUGCUUCUGUUGGGCGUCUUAGCGCUGGCUCUCAUCGGGCGACCUGCUGGCAGCUCCGAACCAGAGUGGGAGGUGGUGGUUCCCAUCCGACUGGACCCGGACAUCAACGGCCGCCACUACUACCGCCGGGGUCCCGAGGACUCCGGAGAUCAGGGACUCAUUUUCCAGAUCACAGCGUUUCAGGAGGACUUUUACCUACACCUGACGCCGGAUGCCCAGUUCCUAGCUCCCGCCUUCGCCACCGAGUAUCUGGGGGUCCCCCUCCAGAGGCUCACCGGCAGCUCUCUGGAUCUGCGGCGCUGUUUCUACUCGGGCGACGUGAACGCGGAGCCGGACUCGUUUGCAGCCGUGAGCCUGUGCGGGGGUCUCCACGGAGCCUUCGGCUAUCGGGGCGCAGAGUAUGUCAUUAGCCCGCUGCCCAACGCCAGCGCGCAGGCGGCGCAGCGCAACCGCCAGGGCGCACACCUUCUCCGGCGCAGGAGCGCCCCUGGCGGCCCUUCCGGAGACCCCACCUCUCGCUGCGGGGUGGCUUCAGGCUGGAACCCCUCUAUCCUGCGAGCCCUGGAUCCAUACAAGCCAGGGAGGACGGGUUUGGGGGAGAGUCACAGCCGGCGCAGGGCCGGACGCGCCAAACGCUUCGUGUCAAUCCCACGGUAUGUGGAGACGUUGGUGGUAGCCGACGAGUCCAUGGUCAAGUUCCACGGGGCGGACUUGGAACACUAUCUGCUGACUCUGCUGGCCACGGCAGCUCGACUCUACCGCCAUCCCAGCAUCCUCAACCCCAUCAACAUCGUGGUGGUCAAGGUGCUGCUUCUGGGGGACCGUGAUUCUGGGCCUAAGGUCACGGGCAACGCGGCCAUGACUCUACGCAACUUCUGCGCCUGGCAAAAGAAGCUGAACAAAGUGAGCGACAAGCACCCCGAGUACUGGGACACCGCCAUUCUCUUCACCAGGCAGGAUCUGUGUGGGGCUACCACUUGUGAUACUCUGGGCAUGGCCGAUGUGGGUACCAUGUGUGAUCCCAAGCGAAGUUGCUCUGUCAUUGAGGAUGAUGGGCUCCCAUCAGCCUUCACCACUGCCCAUGAGCUGGGUCAUGUAUUCAAUAUGCCCCAUGACAAUGUGAAAGUGUGUGAGGAGGUGUUUGGAAAGCUCCGAGCUAACCACAUGAUGUCCCCGACCCUCAUCCAGAUUGACCGAGCCAACCCCUGGUCAGCCUGCAGUGCUGCCAUCAUCACCGACUUUCUAGACAGUGGGCAUGGUGACUGCCUUCUGGACCAGCCCAGCAAGCCCAUCUCCUUACCCGAGGACCUGCCGGGCAACAGCUACACCUUGAGCCAGCAAUGUGAACUAGCCUUUGGUGUGGGCUCAAAACCCUGCCCAUACAUGCAGUACUGCACAAAGCUGUGGUGCACUGGCAAGGCCAAAGGACAGAUGGUGUGCCAGACUCGCCACUUCCCCUGGGCAGAUGGUACCAGAUGUGGUGAGGGCAAGUUCUGUCUCAAAGGGGCCUGUGUGGAGAGACACAAUCUUAACAAGUACCGGGUGGAUGGUUCAUGGGCCAAGUGGGAGCCCUAUGGUUCUUGUUCUCGUACCUGUGGUGGAGGUGUUCAGCUGGCUAGGAGACAGUGCAGCAACCCCACCCCUGCCAAUGGGGGCAAAUAUUGUGAAGGAGUGAGAGUCAAGUACCGGUCUUGCAACCUGGAGCCCUGUCCUAACUCAGCCUCUGGCAAGAGCUUCCGGGAGGAGCAAUGUGAGGCUUUCAAUGGCUAUAAUCACAGCACCAACCGCCUCACCCUGGCUGUGGCAUGGGUACCCAAGUAUUCAGGUGUAUCUCCCCGGGACAAGUGCAAGCUCAUCUGUCGAGCCAAUGGCACUGGCUAUUUCUACGUGCUAGCACCCAAGGUGGUGGAUGGUACGUUGUGCACUCCUGACUCCACCUCAGUGUGCGUCCAAGGCAAAUGCAUCAAAGCUGGCUGUGAUGGAAACCUAGGCUCUAAGAAGAAGUUUGACAAAUGUGGGGUGUGUGGUGGAGACAAUAAAAGCUGCAAGAGGGUGACAGGUCUCUUUACCAAGCCCAUGCAUGGCUACAAUUUCGUGGUGUCCAUCCCUGCAGGAGCCUCGAGCAUAGAUAUUCGCCAGCGGGGCUACAAGGGACUUAUUGGGGAUGACAAUUACCUGGCCCUGAAGAACAGCCAAGGCAAGUACCUGCUCAAUGGGCACUUUGUGGUGUCGGCGGUGGAGCGGGACCUGGUGGUGAAGGGCAGCCUGCUUCGGUACAGUGGCACGGGCACAGCAGUGGAGAGCCUCCAGGCUUCGCGGCCCAUCCUGGAGCCGCUGACGGUGGAGGUCCUCUCCGUAGGCAAGAUGACACCACCCCGUGUCCGCUACUCCUUCUAUCUGCCCAAAGAGCCCCGGGAGGACAAGUCCUCCCACCCCAAGGACCCUCGGGGACCCUCCGUGCUGCACAACAGUGUCCUCAGCCUCUCCAAUCAAGUGGAGCAGUCAGACGAAAGGGUCCACACUCGCUGGGUGGCAGGCAGCUGGGGGCCUUGCUCAGCAAGCUGUGGCAGUGGCCUGCAGAAACGAUCAGUGGACUGUCGGGGUUCCCCAGGACAGCUCGGGGCCUCUGCCUGUGAUACAGCCCAUCGGCCAGUGGAGACACGAGCCUGCGGGGAACCCUGCCCAACCUGGGAGCUUGGGACCUGGUCACCCUGCUCCAAGAGCUGUGGUCGGGGAUUUAAGAGACGUCCGCUCAAGUGUGUGGGCCAUGGAGGCCGGUUAAUGGCCAGGGACCAGUGCAAUCUACGCCGCAAGCCCCAGGAACUGGACUUCUGCAUCUUACGGCCCUGCUGAGUGGGAUUGUCCUUUUCUUCCCCUCAUUCUCUGGCCGGCUGAUAUGCUGGUGUUCUGGCCAGCUGGAGCAGAGGACUAUAGGCAUGGGCCUAUGCCAUGAUGCCACUCACCUCCAGGACAAGGGCCAUGGGUUGGGGAGAGAGGUUCCCUUCUCCCUGGACUGGGCAGGGGGAAG
Molecule: messenger RNA, 3128 nt
Organism: Dipodomys ordii (Ord's kangaroo rat)
Lineage: Eukaryota; Metazoa; Chordata; Mammalia; Rodentia; Heteromyidae
Gene: Adamts15
Product: ADAM metallopeptidase with thrombospondin type 1 motif, 15
Exons: 8
Coding region: 101-2953 (950 amino acids)
Biological process (GO): proteolysis; extracellular matrix organization
Molecular function (GO): metalloendopeptidase activity; zinc ion binding
Source: RefSeq, a predicted model, not a curated record